CUCUCGUCGCUCGCUUACUUGGGUCUGGCCCGGCAGACAACGGCAGCGGGACCGGAGUCUCGGCGUUUGCGGGCCUGGGCCCGCCGGGCGGCAUGGACGGGUUGCCGGCCGCCGCGGGCGGGGACGUUUCCCUGCACAACUUCAGCGCGAGGCUGUGGGAGCAGCUGGUCCACUUCCAUGUCAUGCGGCUGACGGACUCGCUCUUCCUGUGGGUGGGGGCCACGCCGCACCUGCGCAACCUCGCCGUGGCCAUGUGCAACCGCUACGAUUCCAUCCCCGUGUCUACCUCCCUCCUUGGAGAUACUUCUGACACGACCUCCUCUGGCCUUGCCCAGCGCUUAGCCAGGAAGACCAACAAACAGGUGUUUGUCAGCUAUAACCUUCAAAACACGGACGGUAACUUCGCAUUACUUGUAGAAAACAGGAUCAAGGAAGAAAUGGAGGCUUUUCCGGAAAAGUUCUAGGCAGAUUGGCAGGAGGGAGGGUUUGUAACUUAUGUACAAUGUACAUUUAAAUAAAUGGGUUGACUUUCACUGUUCGUCA
Messenger RNA from Suricata suricatta (meerkat), 543 nucleotides. It is a transcript of the gene PSMG4, whose product is annotated as proteasome assembly chaperone 4. Gene Ontology annotation, biological process: proteasome assembly. The transcript is spliced from 3 exons. Bases 93 to 464 code for a protein of 123 amino acids. NCBI's taxonomy places the organism in Eukaryota, Metazoa, Chordata, Mammalia, Carnivora, Herpestidae. The record is from RefSeq and is a predicted model, not a curated record.